Messenger RNA from Neopelma chrysocephalum (saffron-crested tyrant-manakin), 552 nucleotides. Its product is annotated as myosin heavy chain, skeletal muscle, adult-like. NCBI's taxonomy places the organism in Eukaryota, Metazoa, Chordata, Aves, Passeriformes, Pipridae. Gene Ontology annotation, molecular function: actin filament binding; ATP binding; cytoskeletal motor activity. The transcript has 3 exons. The record is from RefSeq and is a predicted model, not a curated record. Bases 37 to 552 code for a protein of 171 amino acids. Gene Ontology annotation, cellular component: myosin complex.
GGUUCUCUGCUGACGUGCCUUCAGUAAAGUGCAGACAUGACGUCUGCAGAUGCUGAGUUGGCCAUCUUUGGGGAGGCAGCUCCUUACCUCCGGAAGUCAGAGAAGGAGAGAAUCGAGGCCCAGAACAAGCCUUUUGAUGCCAAGACAUCCGUCUUUGUGGUUCAUCCUAAAGAAUCCUUUGUGAAAGGGAAAAUUGAGAGUAAGGAUGCAGGCAAGGUCACUGUCAAGACUGAAGGGGGAGAGACCCUGACUGUGAAGGAAGAUCAAGUCUUCGCCAUGAACCCUCCCAAGUACGACAAAAUCGAGGACAUGGCCAUGAUGACCCACCUCCACGAACCCGCUGUGCUGUACAACCUCAAAGAGCGUUACGCAGCCUGGAUGAUCUACACCUACUCGGGUCUCUUCUGCGUCACUGUCAACCCCUACAAGUGGCUGCCCGUGUACAACCCAGAGGUGGUGUUGGCCUACCGAGGCAAGAAGCGCCAGGAGGCCCCUCCACACAUCUUCUCCAUCUCUGACAAUGCCUAUCAGUUCAUGCUGACUGGUGAGUAG